This is a messenger RNA of Panicum virgatum (switchgrass), 990 nucleotides long. RefSeq names its product 3-oxo-5-alpha-steroid 4-dehydrogenase 1-like. Gene Ontology annotation, biological process: lipid metabolic process. The transcript has a single exon. Gene Ontology annotation, molecular function: oxidoreductase activity, acting on the CH-CH group of donors. Lineage: Eukaryota; Viridiplantae; Streptophyta; Magnoliopsida; Poales; Poaceae. The coding region runs from base 291 to 893 and encodes 200 amino acids. The record is from RefSeq and is a predicted model, not a curated record.
UCUCCGCCUUCCUCGAGCACACGCCACCGGACGCCUAGCCUCUAGUCCAUCCCCGACCGCUGCCUCAUCGCAAACCGGUCCGCAGCUUAGCUUCGAGGGAGCGCGGCGGGGCGAGAUGUGGCCGCCGUUCCUGUACGCGCCGUCGCCGCUCGACGCGGCCCUGACGGCGGCGGGCGCUGCCGGUCUGGUCGUCAUAGCCCUCCCCGAGUUUCUCGGCAGGAACCUGGCCUACUCCAAGUUCGUCGCGCGCCGGCGCCGGCGCGCGACUCAUAUUGCCAAGCCACGCCGGGAUGCUCGUGUUCUACUCCCCGGCGCUGGUCGUCGCGCUCGUGUCCCUCGCCGUGUCAGGUGCCGUCGAAGGCGCACGCGAGCGGAUCCUCUGCGCCGCCUUCGCCGCCCACUUGCUCAAACGGGUGCUUGAGGUGCUCUUCGUGCACCGGUACAGCGGGAGCAUGCCGCUCGGUACGGCGCUGCUGAUCUCCUCCGGCUACCUAUUCCUUUUGGCAAUGAUCUACGUGCAGCGCCUCACCCGCGGCCUCCCAGAGCCCGCCGUCGACCUGCUCUACCCCGGUGUGCUCGUCUUCGCCGUCGGGAACACCGGCAACUUCUACCACCACCUCCUCCUCUCGAGGUUGCGAGCCGGCGGCGGCGACAAGGAGUACAAGAUCCCCCGGGGCGGCCUGUUCGAGCUCGUCGCCAGCCCGCACUACCUCUUCGAGAUCGUCACGUUCUUCGGGUUCGCCAUGAUCUCGCAGACAGUGUUCGCACUCGUCGUGGCCGUCGACUCUGCGGUCUUCCUCGCCGGCCGGAGCUCCGCCACCAGGAAGUGGUACGUGUCCAAGUUCGAGGAGUUCCCAGCGAGGGUCAAAGCUCUUGUGCCGUAUGUCUGGUAGAGAGAGUGUGUGCGUACCCUAUGGUCAGAUUACCAGAGAUCGGCCACCUGGUCAAGGUGAUUUGGAUUGAAUAAAAUGUGAAAAUUCAGAGCCCAGU